AUGCAGCCGGAGGCAGCCGAGCCGGCGGGGCCCCGCUCGGCCGCGGAGAAGCUGUCGGCCGCCGUGGGGCGGCGCACCCGGGCACUGAGCAGCGCGCUCCGCGAGACGCGCCGGCGGCGGCGCCUCCUGCUGCUGAUCGUGUGCGUGGCGCUGCUGCUGGACAACAUGCUCUACAUGGUGAUCGUGCCCAUCAUCCCCGAGUACAUCGCCGCGAUGGGCGGCUACUCGGAGCCGCCGGAGCCGCCGCCGCCGCCGGAGCCCCCGUCGCCGCCGCCGCCGCCGGAGCCCCCGUCGCGGUCGCCGCCACCGGAGCCCCCGUCGCCGCCGCCACCGGAGCCCCCCCAGGGGAUGCUGAAGGCUCCCUACCCCGCGGACAACCAGGACAUCAAGAUCGGCGUGCUGUUCGCCUCCAAGGCCAUCCUGCAGCUGCUGGUCAACCCGCUGAGCGGGACCUUCAUCGACCACGUGGGCUACGCCAUCCCGCUCUUCAUGGGGCUGUCCGUCAUGUUCCUCUCGACCCUCCUCUUCGCCUUCGCCCAGAACUACGCCACCCUCUUCGCCGCCCGCAGUCUGCAGGGCCUGGGCUCCGCGCUGGCCGACACGUCGGGGAUAGCCCUGCUCGCCGACACUUUCCCGGAGGAGGCCGAGCGCAACCGGGCCCUGGGCAUCGCGCUGGCCUUCAUCUCCUUCGGCAGCCUGGUGGCGCCCCCUUUCGGGGGCUUCCUGUACCACCUGGCCAACGGUAAGGCGCCCUUCCUGGUGCUGGCCUUCACCUGCCUCAUGGACGGGCUUCUCCUCCUCCUCGUCAUCAACCCCUUCGGGGACAGGGCUAGGGAGAACAUGCCGGUGGGCACCCCAAUCCACAGGCUCAUGAUGGACCCCUACAUUGCCGUCGUGGGGGGGGCCCUCACCACCUGCAACAUACCCUUGGCCUUCCUGGAGCCCACCAUUGCCAACUGGAUGUCGGAAACCAUGCAUGCCGAGGAAUGGCAGAUGGGCCUCACGUGGCUGCCGGCCUUCUUCCCUCACAUCCUGGGGGUCUACCUUACCAUCUGGUUGGCCAACAAGUACCCCCACCUCCAGUGGUUCUAUGGCGCCUUGGGCAUGACCAUCAUCGGGGCCAGUUCAUGCCUGGUGCCCGCCUGCAGGAACUUCUGGCAGCUCAUGGUCCCCCUGUGUGGCAUCUGCUUCGGCAUCGCCCUGGUCGACACGGCCCUGCUGCCCACCCUGGCCUUCCUGGUCGACGUCCGUUAUGUGUCCGUCUAUGGCAGCGUCUAUGCCAUCGCUGACAUCUCCUACUCCGUGGCGUAUGCCCUGGGGCCAAUUGUGGCUGGGGAGAUUGUCCAUUCCUUUGGCUUCUUGCAGCUCAACCUGGGCAUGGGCCUCAUUAACGUGCUUUAUGCCCCAGUCCUCCUCACCCUCCGAAACAUUUGCCAAAUGAAGCCCUCCCAUUCAGAGAGGAACAUCCUUCUGGAUGAGGAGCCCAAGGGACUCUAUGAUACCAUCAAGAUGGAAGAACGCCAGGCCAAGGGUAGAAAACUCCAGCCUUCAGGGGGUGCUGAAGAGAACAGUGUCAACUCUUGCCACAGAGACUUCAGAGGGGUUUCUGAAGAUGAUUCUUCAGACUACGACUAUACUUAG
Messenger RNA from Varanus komodoensis (Komodo dragon), 1641 nucleotides. RefSeq names its product solute carrier family 18 member A3 (gene SLC18A3). Lineage: Eukaryota; Metazoa; Chordata; Lepidosauria; Squamata; Varanidae. The record is from RefSeq and is a predicted model, not a curated record. Gene Ontology annotation, molecular function: acetylcholine transmembrane transporter activity. Gene Ontology annotation, biological process: transmembrane transport; chemical synaptic transmission. Gene Ontology annotation, cellular component: terminal bouton; AP-2 adaptor complex; AP-1 adaptor complex.